CGUGAGCGUCACUCCCCCCAAAGAUGGCGGUCGUGGUGGGUCUGUCACCGUGCCGGGGCGUUGGGCCCCUUUUCGGGAAGGGCCUCUGUCUCCGGAGCGGCCUUGCCCGUUCUCUCGUGCGGCGGGGCUCGGUGAGGUCCAGUGGCUCGACGGCGGUGUACGACGUUGUGGUAUCGGGUGGCGGCAUGGUCGGGACCGCCAUGGCUGCUGCACUGGGGCAUGAUGUUCACCUGUCUGAUAAGAAAAUUCUGCUACUUGAAGCCCGUCCAAAGAAAGUGUCUAACCAGUUGCCCAAGAGUUACAGUAAUAGAGUCAGUGCUAUCACCCCUGGUUCAGCCACACUUCUCAGUAGUUUUGGUGCUUGGGAUCAUAUUUGCAGUAUGAGAAUCAAGCCAUUUCGGCGGAUGCAGGUGUGGGAUGCUUGUUCUGAGGCCAUGAUAAUCUUUGAUAAAGAUAACUUGGAAGACAUGGGUUAUAUAGUGGAGAAUGAUGUUAUCAUGUCUGCUCUAACCAAACAACUGGAUGCAGUUUCAGACUGCGUUGAAGUUCUUUACAGGAGCCGAGCAAUUGGCUACUCCUUGCCCCUUCCUUAUGAAACCUCUGACUCAAGCCCUUGGAUCCAAAUUGAUUUAGCAAAUGGACGCAGGCUACAGACCAAACUGUUGAUUGGUGCAGAUGGGCAGAACUCUAUAGUUCGGAAGGCAGCUGGUAUUCAAAAUAUUCAGUAUCAAUAUGGACAGUCAGCUGUAGUUGCUACCCUUCACUUAUCUGAGGCAACAGAUAACAACGUAGCAUGGCAGAGAUUCCUUCCAUCAGGACCAAUUGCUCUCCUCCCGCUCUCUGACACUGUCAGCUCUUUGGUUUGGUCCACAUCACAUGAGCAUGCAUCCCAACUUCAGAGAAUGGAUGAGGAAAGUUUUGUGGAUUCUAUCAAUUCUGCUUUUUGGAGCAACGCAAAUCACUCUGACUUCAUUGAUACUGCUGGAUCCAUGUUCCGAUCUGCUGUCUCUCUCUUGAUGCCAUCGGGGACUGCAGCCCGUCAGCUGCCCCCAAGUGUUGCAAAAGUGGAUCCAAAGAGCCGAGCUGUGUUCCCUCUUGGACUGGGGCAUGCAACAGAAUAUGUCCAACACCGUGUGGCCCUUAUUGGGGAUGCAGCUCACAGAGUACAUCCUCUUGCAGGUCAGGGUGUAAAUAUGGGCUUUGGUGACAUAGCCUGCUUGAGGCAACUUCUCAGCACUGCAGCAUUUAAUGGGAAGGACCUGGGCUCUUUAAAGCAUCUACUACAGUAUGAAAGUGAGCGGCAAAAGCACAACCUCUCUCUCUUGGCCACAACAGACUUAUUAAAGAGGCUGUACUCUACAAAUAUAGCUCCUUUUGUACUGCUAAGGACAUGGGGAUUGCAAGCAACUAAUGCUGUUCCUCCAAUUAAAGAGCAGAUCAUGGCGUUUGCUAGCAAGUGACAUCCUUGUGACUCUAGGAUGAUAGUUCCUGAGUGGUUGCUGUAUACUUGCCAAUUACAAAGACUGUGUUUGAAAUGGCAUUUAAACAAAACGGGAAGCACAGUAUUUUCUUACGUUUGCCAAUUGUGGCUGAAAGUUCUUCUUUCCUCCAGCAGUACCAGCAGAUUUUUUUCUUCUAGAAUGUCAAGAUCUAUCUCUAAUCUGACACAGUACUGGAUCUGGAGCUCUAAAUAUUGGCCUUGAAAACAGUAUUGUUGGAAUGAAUUUACUUGUAUC
Molecule: messenger RNA, 1736 nt
Organism: Lacerta agilis (Sand lizard)
Lineage: Eukaryota; Metazoa; Chordata; Lepidosauria; Squamata; Lacertidae
Gene: COQ6
Product: coenzyme Q6, monooxygenase
Exons: 12
Coding region: 24-1460 (478 amino acids)
Biological process (GO): ubiquinone biosynthetic process
Cellular component (GO): mitochondrion
Molecular function (GO): oxidoreductase activity, acting on paired donors, with incorporation or reduction of molecular oxygen, NAD(P)H as one donor, and incorporation of one atom of oxygen; 2-octaprenyl-6-methoxyphenol hydroxylase activity; FAD binding
Source: RefSeq, a predicted model, not a curated record